AUGGCCCCUUCUACUCCCACACCCAGCCCUUUCGCCGCCAUGAGGAACUUUGGUGGUAUGGUGUCAUCUGCUCUUUCUUUCGGCGACAGAUCUCGCCAAGUCUCCUCCCUCGGCCUCGGCACUCUCUCUCUGGGGGAGCCGUCUGGAGCUGCCUCGCCCCCUCGCUCCGCCUCUCCCUCCGCUGGUUCUCCCUCCCCCGUGUCUGGUUCUCCCGUCCCCGUAACGGGUUCUCCUGGAGGGCCCCCUCCUGCCGCCACUCCUCGCCGUAGGACGCCCGCCUUUUGUCCUGGUGAGUCUCCGUCCUCCUCCGACCAGGACUCGCUCAGUGGGGGCUCGGAGUCGAGUGAUCGACCCGACACCGAAGAAAGUGAGGAUGAUGAUGAUCGGGAGGGUAGGAUCGAUAGUGAGGGUGAAAGCGAGUUAGAAGAAUACCCGGAUGAUGAUGUGGAGGUGAUUAGUGUAGAGGACAACAACGUAGAUAGUCCUGAGCCCGUUCCUGCCCCUCCCCCUGCUCAAAUUGUGGGCCAGAAACGACGCCGUUCCCUCUCCUCUUCUUCUUCUUCCUCUUCUUCUUCCUCUUCCGGGGUUCUCCCCCCCGCCAACGCCAUCGCCGCUGCCGCCGCUGCUGCCGCCGCCCGCCCUGCCGCCGCCAUCGCCCGCUCUGCUGCCGCCGCCGCUCCCCCCCCUUCUCCCAGAGGGGAGCCUUCGCCCAAACGGGUGAAGAGAUCACUGCGGGAAGAAGAGUACUUGUGGGAGAAGAUGAAGUCCGAGCCUGGUCGUUGGAUCGCGGUUGGUGUUGACGAAGCGUGUGAUCGUUGCCGACGUGAGAUUAUCACGUAUAAUCGUCCAAACUGGCCCUGCCUCAAGGCAGUCAGGCCACACAACAAGGCUCUCCGUUGUGCUUCAUGCACGUCUGGCCCCUGCUCCUUCUGUCCCGUUUCCUCUGCCCGGGACAUCCCGCCCCGUCCCUUCGACGCUUCUCCUCUCCCCCCUCCCCAGACUCCAGCGUCUGUCCCCCGUUCGCGGGUACCGUCUUCGUCUCUCCGGUCGGUUUGCCGAACUUCGCCGUCCUCCCGCUCGUCACCUCCCUCGCCCUCGCCCUUUGUUCCUGUGGCCGGCCCGUCGCGUCUCCUGGCUGCUCCUCCUUCGUCCUCCCGUCGUCCUUCGACCUCUCGGCCCUCGGCCUCUCGUCCUUCGGCCCCUCGUCCGUCCUCUCCUGUGGUGGCUUCUCCUCCGGCCCACGGCACCCGAAGUCGCCGUCCUUCUGCUCCUCCGGCCACCCCAGCGGCCGCCCCUGUCACCGAGUCCCCCGCUUCUAAGAAGACCCCGAAGUCUUCUUUAAAGAAAUCAAAAGGGAAAAGGAAGGAGAAAGAGGUCGUCUUUGAAGCUGGUGAUGUGGAAGAUGAAGCUACUCAGCGUGCUGGGCCCUCUGUUCCUCGGUUGUCCUUCGUCCACCCUCGCAUCUCCCUGGACCCUCGUAUCCCGGAGGACGAGAAAGAAUUUGCUACGUAUCGUUCUCUCGUUCUCGGCCUCACCACUCAGCUUGACGUCGCUCGACGUGAUACAUCUCUCUUGCUUGACUUCUCCACUCGUCAAGCCAACGCCUUGAAUAACCUUACUGCGGGGUUAGUAAAUGUAGUCAACGGUGGGAAUCUGAACGAGGAAGCAAGGACGAGGUUAGCGGACGUCUCUCGCCGAAGCCUUACUGAGAUAGCCAAUGUUCGCCGAAGACUUUACGACACCCCCUUCCUCGUUACUCCUAUGGCGUACGAGCCACCACCGUCCAUCGGCUGGUUAGGCCCCCGGAGUAGUUCUCGAGUUCCUGCUUCUGCUCAGACUGCUCUCGAUCUCCUCAGUCUUCCUUCCGAGUGUCUUAGGACCAUACGUUCUCUGUGGAGGACUCCGAGCAUGCAAGCUGCUCGGGAUGUCCAGGACUUUGGUGAUUUCUUUGGGGCUAUGAAUCGGGCAUGGAACGCUUCUCUCUCGACUGUCUUCCCCCCUGACAGUCUCGAUCUACCUUCGGCCAUCGGUACUCUCCACACCAGUCUCGCGGGACCGAGUAGAGCGAAGGAGAAAGGAAAAGGAAAGGGUAAGGAUACGGGCAAGCCUAUUAAUCGGCGGUUAACACUACCGCCGAUCGCUGGUUAA
Messenger RNA from Tremella mesenterica DSM 1558, 2148 nucleotides. RefSeq lists its product as uncharacterized. The record is from RefSeq and is a predicted model, not a curated record. Lineage: Eukaryota; Fungi; Basidiomycota; Tremellomycetes; Tremellales; Tremellaceae. The transcript has 5 exons. Bases 1 to 2148 code for a protein of 715 amino acids.